GGCACCGGGGAGACAAGAGCAGACAUGCUGUGUGGGCUCAGCCGGGAGACCCCUGGAGAGGCGGACGAUGGGCCUUACUCCAAAGGAGGCAAGGACGCAGCAGGGGCUGAUGUGGCUCUGGCGUGCCGCAGGCAGAGCAUUCCAGAAGAGUUCCGAGGGGUCACCAUGGUGGAGCUGACCAAGAAGGAAGGCAGCACGCUGGGCCUGACCAUCUCAGGUGGCACCGACAAGGAUGGGAAGCCCAGGGUCUCCAACCUGAGGCCUGGGGGCCUCGCAGCCAGGAGUGACCUGCUGAAUGUGGGCGACUACAUUCGGUCAGUGAACGGGAUCCACUUGACCAGGCUCCGCCACGAUGAGAUCAUCACUCUGCUCAAGAAUGUGGGAGAGCGUGUGGUGCUGGAGGUGGAGUAUGAGCUGCCCCCGCCCGCCCCUGAGAACAACCCAGGGAUCGUUUCAAAGACAGUGGAUGUCUCCCUCUACAAGGAGGGCAAUAGCUUUGGCUUUGUCCUCAGAGGAGGUGCCCAUGAAGACGGGCACAAGUCCCGGCCACUCGUCCUGACCUACGUGCGGCCCGGCGGCCCUGCCGACAGGGAGGGCUCCUUGAAGGUGGGGGACAGGCUACUCAGCGUUGACGGGAUCCUGCUGCAUGGGGCCAGCCACGCCACUGCUCUGGCCACCCUGCGGCAGUGCAGCCAUGAGGCACUCUUCCAGGUGGAGUACGAUGUGGCCAUUCCAGACACAGUGGCCAACGCUUCAGGGCCCUUGAUAGUGGAAAUAACCAAGACGCCAGGGUCCGCCUUGGGGAUCUCGCUCACCACCGGCUCCCACCGGAACAAGCCAGUCAUCACCAUCGACCGCAUCAAGCCGGCCAGUGUGGUGGACAGGAGUGGGGCCCUGCAUGCCGGAGACCGCAUCCUGUCCAUCGAUGGCACCAGCACUGAACACUGCUCGCUGCUUGAGGCCACCAAGCUCCUGGCUAGCGUGUCGGAGAAAGUGCAGCUGGAGAUCCUACCUGCGCCCCAGAGUCGGCGGCCCCUGAAGCCCUCAGAGGCAGUGAAGGUGCAGAGGAGCGAGCAGCCACAUCGCUGGGACCCCUGCGUGCCCUCCUGCCACAGCCCCCGGCCCAGCCACUGCAGGACACCCACCUGGGCCACCCCUGCCAGCCAGGACCAGAGCCGAUCCUUGUCCUCAUCUCCCUUUUCCUCGCCGACCCUGAACCACGCCUUUCCCUGCACCAAUCCCAGCACCCUUCCUCGCGGAUCCCAGCCCAUGAGCCCCCGGACCACAAUGGGGCGGAGGAGGCAGCGAAGAAGAGAACACAAGAGCUCAUUGUCGCUGGCCUCCAGCACCGUGGGGCCAGGCGGCCAGAUUGUGCACGCAGAGACCACCGAGGUCGUGCUCUGCGGAGACCCCCUCAGCGGCUUCGGUCUCCAGCUGCAGGGAGGCAUCUUCGCCACCGAGACCCUGUCCUCCCCACCCCUCGUGCGUUUUAUUGAGCCUGACAGCCCGGCGGAGAGGUGUGGGCUGCUGCAGGUAGGGGACCGCAUCCUGGCCAUCAAUGGCAUUGCCACCGAGGACGGGACGAUGGAGGAAGCAAACCAGCUGCUGCGGGACGCGGCGCUGGCCCACAAGGUCGUGCUGGAGGUGGAGUUUGACGUUGCCGAGUCCGUCAUCCCGAGCAGCGGCACCUUCCACGUGAAGCUGCCCAAGAGGCGUGGCGUGGAGCUGGGCAUCACCAUCAGCUCGGCCAGCAGGAAGCGAGGGGAGCCCCUGGUCAUCUCCGACAUCAAGAAAGGCAGCGUGGCACACAGGACUGGCACCCUCGAGCCGGGCGACAAGCUGCUGGCCAUCGACAACAUCCGCCUGGACAACUGCCCCAUGGAGGACGCUGUACAAAUCCUGCGCCAGUGUGAGGACCUGGUGAAGCUGAAGAUCCGCAAGGACGAGGACAACUCCGAUGAACAGGAGACCACGGGUGCCAUCAGCUACACGGUGGAGUUGAAACGCUACGGGGGCCCCCUGGGCAUCACGAUCUCAGGCACAGAGGAGCCUUUCGAUCCCAUUGUCAUCUCGGGACUCACCAAGCGUGGCUUGGCUGAGAGGACUGGCGCUAUCCACGUUGGGGACCGUAUCCUGGCCAUCAACAGUGUUAGCCUCAAGGGCCGGCCACUGAGUGAGGCCAUCCACCUCUUGCAGGUGGCUGGUGAGACCGUCACCCUGAAGAUCAAGAAGCAGCUAGACCGCCCCCUCCUACCCCGCAAAUCGGGCAGCCUCAGCGAAGCCAGCGACGCGGAUGAGGACCCGCCAGAGGCGCUGAAAGGCGGCCUGCUGGCAGCCCGAUCCUCGUCCACUGUGCCCAGUGUGGACAGCGCAGUGGAGUCCUGGGGCAGCUUGGCCACUGAGGGUGGCUUUGGGGGCCCAGGUUCCUACACUCCGCAGGCGGCAGCCCGGGGCGUGACCCCCCAGGAGUGGCGGUGCAGCCGGCUGAGAAGCAGUCCCCCACCCACCGAGCCCCGGAGGACGAGCUACACCCCAGCCCCUGCCGACGAGAGCUUCCCCGAGGAGGAGGAGGAGGAGGACUGGGAGCCAGCAGCUAGCCCCACCCCUGGCCCCGCCUGCGAGGAGGGCUUCUGGCGCAUGUUCGGGGAAGCCCUCGAAGACCUGGAGUCAUGUGGUCAGUCGGAGCUGCUGAGGGAGCUGGAGGCAUCCAUCGUGACAGGCACCGUGCAGAACGUGGCCCUCGAGGGCAGGCCUGGCCACCGGCCCUGGAGGAGGAACCAGGAGAUACGAGCUUCCCCAGAAGAAAUGCAGGAGGUGCUGCUGCCGACACCCUUGGAGAUGCACAAGGUGACACUGCACAAGGACCCUCUACGGAGUGACUUUGGUUUUAGUGUCUCAGAUGGCCUCCUGGAGAAGGGCGUCUAUGUCCACACUGUGCGCCCUGAUGGGCCAGCUCAACGUGGGGGUCUCCGGCCCUUUGACAGGGUCCUCCAGGUCAACCACGUUCGCACGCGGGACCUUGACUGCUGCCUGACGGUGCCGCUCCUGGCCGAGGCGGGCGAUGUCGUGGAGCUGGUCAUCAGCCGCAACCCGCUGGCCCAGAGCAGCCGGGCCCCACGAGCACCGGGCCCCAGAGGCCCACGGAUGCUGUGAAGUCAGCACGUGGUCUGGACACCUGGGAAGAUCCUGGCACCCACACCUGCAGCCAGGCUGAAGAAGUGGCCACCCACUCGUCCAUCUGUCAUCUGGCAGGCUCUGACCAGACUCUCUUCUCCACAUCUGCGGCAACGGGGGCCCGGGCCCAGUUGCGGUGAUAUCGAGGUCUUUCUCCAGUUGGGCCUCCAAGAUGCCCAGUGCGGGGCCUGCCCAGUAGGGAUCGAGGCAGGCUGCUCAGCCGGCAGUACAGGGGCUGCCCCCAGUCCCUGCAGAACCCCUGGGAAGAGCGUCUAGUGCGGGGACAGCUCAGCUCCGCGUGAGGAGCGUCCUCCCAGAAGAGCUAUGGGGCCUGACUGGCUGUGAGGAAGGAGGGAGCGCCCUGUCUCAGGAGGUGAGCAAGCGGGACCUGAUCCCACCUGUGCGGUCGCAGGCAGGGGUGUGCAGCUUCCCGGCGAUGCGUCGUGCGGGCUCAGGUGGUUAGCGUCCCCCGGGGGAGCAUUGAGGGGGAGGGUGGGGGCUACUUCAUCUGGACAGCCUCCCACCAGGAAGGAGGCUGCUCAGGGGAGGAGGCCAGCCGCUUCCCUUCUCCAGAGUCUGGUGUUCAGGGCUCACCAGCAACCCCGCUCAGGAGACUCUGAACUGGGGUGUCUGGAUUCCCAGGAAGCACAGGCCCUUUGAGGGGUUCUUUCAUUUCUGAGACUCUGGUCGAAGCCUCUGUCGUUUGAGGCCGCAGUUCUGGGCCCGUUGGGCGAGCUUAGUGUCAGGCUUUGGGCUGUCAGCCCCUCCUGCUGCUUUAGUAGGACGUGUGGCCACUGGACCAGAUGAGUACACCCGUCUUAGCCCAGGCCCCUCAGGGUGGGUGGGAGUCAUUUCAGGACAAAAGACCCAGGGGGUUCCAUUCAGCUGCUAUUACAGUGAAGAUGGGAAAACCAUGGAAAUAAAUAGGAUAUGUAAGAUGAUAGCGCUCCUAGCCAAAUAAAUCAGUGAAGGAGGAGAGAGAAGCAGAGACGGACAGACAGGCAGGGGAGACAGGCCAUUCUUUCUCACGCCCAGCAGCGACAGUGUCCAAAGUGAUCAUUCAAGGAAGUUGAUUCUCACUUGAAAUCUGGAAGCACCAGCAUCCCUUAAAAUCGCUUUCCUCAUGUUCUGCAGUCCAGAAACCCUUUUGGUUUUGAGAAGGGCCCGGGGUCUCCACCUGGUGGUCUGGGCUGUGGCCCCUGACAUGGAGGUGGGCAGAAAGGAUUCAGCCAGGUCUUGGGACCUGUUCUGCCCCUUCCCAGCUCCUAACAGGGUCUCAGGAAAACAGGGGGCACCCACUCCCACCUUCAUCCUCCUCUACCCCUGAAUCCCCUAGAGGCCUGAAAAAGGCUCUUCCACUCAAGGGACUCGAUAGGGAGUCAAGACAUCUGUUCCUUUCACCCUGGGUCACUGCUCGUUGCUGUGUGAACCCCUCUGGUCUGACCCCCUCUGGACAAUUAAGGGGUUGACAGUCUCUGAGCAGGUACUGGCCUGCCUGUCAGGGCGGAACCAUCUCUGCCCUCUGGGCUUGGGAAAGCUAUGCUCGACAGCAGCCGAGGAAGAUGCAUCCUGACCCUGAACAGUGUUCUGCCCUCCUCGGGCUGAGGCCUCUGUGGUUCCCCCAGACGUAUGCAACCAGGCCCGGCGGGUGGAUCUCCUGGCCACGCUGGCCUUCACAUAUGCAAUAUUCCUCUGUCUUCUCAUGGGGAUCGUUCACCCCAGAAUUGACACCUCCUGACACCUGUCCCCCAGUGAGCGUCCUGCCUGCCUAUGCAUUUUGGGUACAGCCCCUGGGACAUGCCCCUUCCACCCCCCAAAAGCUGUAUUUUUCUCUGGCUGAGAUUGGAGCAUAUUCCUUGUAAAGUAUUUUUCUACUUGGGGUUUUCUUAGGGCUCUCGGGAAGCACAACAUGCCAAGGAGUGGCACUGUAAAGGCCACUUGGGGUCUCCUUGGGGCCCACGUGUACAUUUGCCCCACCGACUUGCAGUGACGUGGG
Balaenoptera musculus (blue whale) is the source of this 5170-nucleotide messenger RNA. It is a transcript of the gene GRIP2, whose product is annotated as glutamate receptor interacting protein 2. The record is from RefSeq and is a predicted model, not a curated record. Gene Ontology annotation, biological process: neurotransmitter receptor transport, endosome to postsynaptic membrane. The transcript has 24 exons. The coding region runs from base 25 to 3153 and encodes 1042 amino acids. Gene Ontology annotation, molecular function: protein binding. NCBI's taxonomy places the organism in Eukaryota, Metazoa, Chordata, Mammalia, Artiodactyla, Balaenopteridae.